Molecule: messenger RNA, 1494 nt
Organism: Mauremys reevesii (Reeves's turtle)
Lineage: Eukaryota; Metazoa; Chordata; Testudines; Geoemydidae
Product: antigen WC1.1-like
Exons: 9
Coding region: 94-1275 (393 amino acids)
Cellular component (GO): membrane
Source: RefSeq, a predicted model, not a curated record
GCCACAGAAUCCUCUGAGUAAUAAAUCCGUUAGCUCUGAAACAAACUAGAUUUUAGAUUUAAGUUUAUAAAAUUGCUGAAAUUUAGGGGUUUAAUGUACAGAUACUCUCUCCUACAUCACGAAUUCUUCUCGGUCCAUUCAGUUCAUCAUUUUCUCUCCAUAGGAAAAAAAGAGAAACCACCUCAGACCCUGUUUGGUGAAUGCCCAAACUCUACAAGCUGCACAGACCAGGAGAAGUUACGUGUCGUGGGAGGAGAGGACAGAUGCUUGGGGAGAGUGGAGGUUUGGUACCGAGGCUCCUGGGGAACAGUUUGUGAUGACUCCUGGGACAUGGCAGAUGCCAAAGUUGUGUGUAAACAACUGGGCUGUGGAUCUGCUGUACCAGUCCCAGGCGAGGCUGCAUUCGGUGAGGGGACUGGUCCCAUCUGGGUAGAAUCGUUGAAUUGCAGAGGGACAGAGUCAUCUCUCUGGGACUGUCCUGCCAAGCCCUGGGGUGAGAGCAACUGUGGUCAUAAGGAAGAUGUUGGAGUGAAUUGCUCAGGUGUGACGGAGACGACAGCAUCACUGAGUAGAACAGCUCCCCCGCGCCGCCCUCUGACCGACAGUGGGAGAGUCACGGUGCCCGUGAUCAUCUGCAUUAUCCUGGGGGCCCUGCUCUGCCUGGUCUUAAUCAUUCUGGGUGCACAGGUGCGAAGUGCCAGGGCACAGUACAGAGGCUCCAGAAGAUCCUUGGACCCUUUAUCUGAGGCCGUGUACGAGGAGAUUGAUUAUAACCUGAUGAGAAAGAAGCAGGUGUUUGAUGGCUCAGUCUCCUAUUCAGAUGACUCAGUGAUGAAGCUGCAGUAUUACACUGGGGACAGCGAGGGGGAAAAUGAUCGUGGAUCAGAACAAGGUAACAGGGGUGGAGAGGGCGCUUCCCCAGAGGGGUCUCAGUUGGAUUAUGAUAACAUGGAGAAGCCUGCCUUGAACGAUGUCCCCCAGACUCCAGACAGUCGAGAGGUCCCUGCCCUGCCUGGAGAUGACCCAGGGGAUGGUUAUGAUGAUGCUAGAGAAAUUUCUGACCCUGAAGAUGACCCUGGUUCUGGACCAAGUGCCCAGGAAGUCACUGGGGUCCAUGGGGGAAGUGUCAGGAACUGGGAUUCACAGACAGACUGGAGUCUGCACUCACGAAGAAGUGAAGGGGCCUCUGGGGCUGAGAGUGACGUUCUGGCCCCAGCUCCUCAUGACCCAGGUUAUGAUGACGUUGAUGAUUGCAUCACUGGGACAUCAAUAUAAGAAUGCCUUGGUUCAGAUCAAAUAUCCCAUGAGGAUGUAAAUGCUGUAUGGUUAGACUCUUCCUGUUCCAAAUGCUCAUUGGGCCACAGGAGUAUUGGAGACAAUCCUUGCCUGGGAACUACUUCAAUUAGCUUUUUAAUUUCAAUUUUGUUUAAAUGCAAGAAAUAAGUGUGACUGAGACAGGGGCUGUGAUUUCCCCUCUCAGUUCCCAUUGAUCCA